AUGGUGGCUGAAGCAGAGGUUAUGUUUCAACAGAGUUUACCGGUGGUUUUGGAUGUACAAUUGUUCGGACCACCAACCGGAGUUAAAGAUAUCGACGGUGUCUCUGCCGUGAAAUCAACAGUUUCUUCGCCGAAUCUGGGUAUUCGUCGCCCGGCGGCGUCGGUGUCCGCCGACAUAUCGACUUCUCUUCCGGGUUUGAAAUCUGAUGAUUCGUUUUCGGAGGAAGAUGAUGAAGAUUGUAGUUCUAGUGUCUCGUUUUAUGUUCCGGUUAUUCGUUCUGGGAGCUAUGCUGAUAUUGGACCUAGGAGAUUCAUGGAAGACGAACACAUUUGCAUAGAUGAUCUAUCUUCUCGACUUGGGUCGUUGCCAAAGCCGAGUGCUUUCUAUGCGGUUUUUGAUGGCCACGGAGGACCAGAAGCAGCAGCUUACGUUAGAAAGAACGCCAUUAGACUGUUCUUCGAAGACGAUAAGUUUCCACAAACAUCGGAAGUGAAUAGUAUAUAUGUCGAAGAAGUCAAGAGUUCUUUGAGGAACGCCUUUCUUCAGGCUGAUCUUGCUUUAGCAGAAGACCGAAGCAUCGGCCCUUCUUCUGGUACCACUGCUCUUGCUACCUUUAUUUUCGGAAGACAUUUGAUGGUGGCAAAUGCGGGAGAUUGCAGAGCCGUUCUUUGUAGGAAAGGUGAAGCCAUAGACAUGUCUCAAGACCACAGACCGAUCUACUUACCGGAAAGAAGAAGAGUGGAAGAAUGUGGCGGCUUCGUUGAUGACGGAUACCUAAACGGUGUUUUAUCAGUCACCCGAGCACUUGGCGAUUGGGACAUGAAACUACCACGAGGCUCACAAUCUCCACUCAUCGCAGAGCCAGAGAUCAAACAGAUAAAUCUAACAGAAGAAGACGAGUUUCUGAUAAUCGGAUGCGAUGGGAUUUGGGAUGUUUUGACAAGUCAAGAAGCCGUUAGUAUUGUCCGACGCGGGUUACGCCGCCACGAUGAUCCGAUGAGAUGUGCUAGAGAGCUUGCGAUGGAGGCUUUAAGGCUAAACACGUUUGAUAACCUAACGGUUGUUGUCGUUUGUUUCUUGUCGGUCGAUGAUGCGGCGGCGGCUGCUGCUAGUACGGUGGAGAAGCAACGAUGUUGUAGUUUGACGGCGGAGGCUUUUCAUAGCUUGAGGAGCUUAUUGGAAGGCUGA
Messenger RNA from Arabis nemorensis, 1188 nucleotides. The record is from the annotation of a GenBank genome assembly. NCBI's taxonomy places the organism in Eukaryota, Viridiplantae, Streptophyta, Magnoliopsida, Brassicales, Brassicaceae.